CUCAAUUUCCACAACCACUCCGCCAGACAUAGACAACAGAGUCAUACACACACAUAGACAGCUCAAGAGAGAAUAUACACACCUCAACCCAACCUACAACCAAAACCCCACCCACAAAAUGCGCCUCGCCCACCUCCACCUCCCCGACAUAACCUCCUUCACACGAGUCUCCAACCUCCAACAAACCCUCACCUCACGCCUCCUCGCCCACAAAAAGCUCACAGACUCCACCACCAACCCCAACAAUGCAUCCCAUCCACCCCCAGACCCCACAAUCAUAACCUUCACGCCCAACCCAGUCUACACAACGGGACGACGCGACCUUCCCCCCUCCAACACCACCACCAGCAACAAUGAUAACACCCUCUCCCUCCCCCCAGCCCUCGAACCCAUCCGCCCCAUCCUCACAGGCCCCACCAAACGCGCAGAAUACCACCCCACCCUCCGCGGCGGCCAAACAACCUACCACGGCCCGGGGCAAAUGGUCGCAUACACAAUCCUCGACCUGCGACGGCUGGGCCUCACACCGCGGUGUCACAUCCGGGCACUAGAAAACAGCGUCGUGGACGUGCUGGCGCGGUACGGGUUGCAAGGGCUGAUAACCGAAGACCCGGGCGUAUGGGUGCGGAGCAAGGAAAACGACGGCCCAGCCAAAAAACUCACAGCGGUGGGGGUCCACCUCCGGCGAAACAUCAGCAGCUACGGGAUCGGGUUCAACGUGAGCCAGGAGCCGAUGUGGUAUUUCCAGCAGAUCGUGCCGUGUGGGCUUGAGGGGCGGGAAGCGACGAGUUUGGAGGGGGAGGGCGUUAAGGGUGUGGGGAUUGGGGAGGUGGCGGAUGGGUUUGUGGGGGCUUUUGUGGAGAGGGUGAAUAGGGAUUUUGCUUGUUCUGGCUCUGGGACGGGGGAGAAGAUUGAGGGGGUCUAUAGGGGUGUGUUGUUGUUGUCCAGCGUCUUCGCUGUACGAACAGAAGGAUAG
Aspergillus campestris IBT 28561 is the source of this 976-nucleotide messenger RNA. RefSeq names its product lipoyl(octanoyl) transferase LIP2. The transcript is spliced from 3 exons. The record is from RefSeq and is a predicted model, not a curated record. Gene Ontology annotation, biological process: protein lipoylation. Lineage: Eukaryota; Fungi; Ascomycota; Eurotiomycetes; Eurotiales; Aspergillaceae. Gene Ontology annotation, molecular function: lipoyl(octanoyl) transferase activity. Bases 119 to 976 code for a protein of 285 amino acids. Gene Ontology annotation, cellular component: mitochondrion.